CAGUCUUUCAAGCUCAGCAAGACGCACACGGACAGCGACUUUCCCACGCUCGCAUUCAUCAAGCCCCCAACGUGGGAAAGUUCGCAUCCCUUUUUCGCCUCCCUCGCUCCGCUCUCGAGAGAGGCUUCCUUAUACAUACAGCCCUCGCGUCUCGUCGUCAGUCAUCCCCAUCUUGGGUCCAUCUUGAGUAGCUCAGUUUCGCUUGCUACCAACGUGCGGCUAGGCUACCUCAGAAAUGAAGUUUGGCCGUACGCUCAACCAGUACCAGGUUCCGGAAUGGUCUAGUCAAUACCUGUCAUACAAGUCGCUCAAGCGGCAAAUAGGGCAAGCGAAGCGGUCGGGGGACACUAAAGGAGCCGACAAUGCGGAGACAAAAGCUCUCGUCGAUGCGUUCAUAUCGUCCGUCAAUCUCGAAGCCAAGAAAGUCAAUGCGUUCUUCUUGAGCCAGAGGGCUAUCACUGAGCGAAGAAUUCGAUUCACACAGGAUAGGCUCAGUAAAGCAGACGAUCAGACAUUCGUGGAUGAUGAGCUGAUUGAAACUAUCAAUGAGAUUCGGGUCUAUCUGUAUCUCGUGCUGAGAUAUGCCGAGAUGAACAAGACCGGGUUCAGGAAGAUUGUAAAGAAAGCCGACAAGCAGCUGUCAAUGGACCUGAGCGAGGACCUCUGGAUCAAUAAGAUUGGCACAUACCCAUUUUGCACCGACACGUCAAUGGAGGCGAUGCUGCAGCUUGUGGACAGUCUCCACGAUAGGGCAAAUACCUUGCGGCAAAAGGCGUCUGAGAACGGAACACAUGUGCCGACUGCUGCCGAAGGCGGCUAUCCCUAUCCGGAGGAAGUGCACGCGGCCCUGGAUAUGGACAAUGUCUCUGCACUGCGGACUGUGCUGGAGAAAGUCAAGGAGGCGGGUACGGAAGGCGGAAAGGAAGAAUCCGCCCGCGCCGCAAUCCUUUGGAAAGCCUGCCAAAAGAACGCCCUAAGCUCCAUCGCCCUUCUCCUCCAAUCCCCACACCUCGUAAGCGUGCCUAUCUACAACGACAUCAACCACCGCUCCCUCCUACACAAACUCGCCAUCCUCGGCGCCGCGCUCAAACCCAAAGGAGAAGUUGAAGGCACCCCCAACCUGAUCGAACGGGACGAUCCGACCUUGUUGAAGUAUGUGCUGUCCCGCAUACCGCAGGACAUGGCGGAACAGGCGUUACGCGUGCAGGACUUUUUUGGACGGACGCCUUUGCAUUAUACGGCUUUGUAUGGGCUGCAACGGACCGCGCAGGCGUUGUUGAGCUUCUUACCUGCCGGGUCAUUGACCGGGAGCUGGGUGGAUGAUGACGGGCACUCGCCGAUGUUUUACGCGGUUGUGCGGGGUUUUGUGGAUGUGGUCAUUGUUUUGAUCGAUCGCUGGGCGGAUGUGGAUGAUAUGGGAGAUGCGGUAAACAACGCCCAAGCCGUCUCGCAAUCCCUCACACCCGCCCAUCAGUCCUUCACGGACUCAUCCUCUCUGCCCCCCCUGAUCUCGUCCCGAUCAGUCUCGGCGCUCAUGGACGGACACGCUCAGGUCACCCGUAUAACGCGGACACCCCUCGCCCUGGCGUGUACAUUUGGGCAUGCUGCGGUGGCGCGGGUGCUGUUGGUGCAUGGGGCGGAUGCGAAUUGCAAGAAUGAAGAUGAUGAGACUCCGUUGCACCUCAGCGCACGGGGAGGCCAUCUCGACUGUGUUAAGUUGUUGGUCGGGCUUGUCGACAAUGUGGGGUGGAAGGUGGCGGAUGUGGAGGCGAAAGAUAAGAGCUUUGGACGGACGGCAUUGUUCUCUGCCGCUAUGGAAGGGCACAUUGAGUGCGCCAAAGCGUUAUUGGAAGCUGGGGCGUCCGUGAAUGUUGUCGAUGCUGGGUCACUCAACCCGCACGAGCAUGCAGUCUUCAGAGCCCACACCGACAUCGCCGCCCUCCUCCGCCCACACAUCCCCCCCUACCCCUCCCACCCCCUCCACUCGUCCCUCAGCACCGUCGCGCAAGCCUCCGUCGUCGAGCGCGCCUACGGCCACAAAUACCUCAAAGGCCAGUCCAUGAUCCGCGUCUAUCUCGGCUCCACCGACCUCCGCCGCACCACCUCCCCCGUCCACCUCGACGAGAAACGCAUACCCGCCCAGUCCGCACCAGGAACCUUUCGCCUCACGGUCUCCGCCCAAAACGCCACGGGCGACCCGGUGGAGUUCGACCUACCCAUGACGGAAACGAUCGCGGACCCGAUCGUCUUCCACGCCGACCGGUUCGACCAGGUCGUGUUGCAGUUCGACGUGCACCCAGCAUACGGGGACCCGACCAAGAAAUCACGACUGGUGGGCCGGGCGAGCGCGAUGCUGUCUACGGUCAAGACGUCGCUGUGGCAGGAACGGACGCCGCUGGGCGGGUCGGUAGAGGUUCCGAUCUUGAGCGGGCAUAGUAUGGAGAUUAUUGGAUCGGUGUUGUUUGAGUUUGUGGUUGUCAAGCCGUUUGUGCAUGGGAAUUUUAAGGGGGAGGGGAGUCGGACUUGGAAGUCGAAUAUGACCAAGGUGGUCGGCCACCGCGGUCUCGGCAUGAACAAAGCGGCCAAAGUCGCCGACGGCAAAGGACACCUCCAACUCGGCGAAAACACCCUGCUGUCGUUCAUAACGGCCGGCGCGCUGGGCGCAGAGUAUGUCGAGUUUGAUGUGCAGCUGACGAAGGAUCUUGUGCCUGUUCUUUAUCACGAUUUCCGAGUCUGGGAAACAGGCUACGACCUCCCCCUCAGCACCCUCACUCUCUCCCAAUUCAUGUCCCUCCGUCCCAACGAGCGGCCCGGGAUCCGGCGCACACCCACCUCCACCACCGCCACAUCCACCAACGGCAACAGCGGGCGGGCAACACCCAAUAUGCUGCGUCGCACGAUGAGCAUGAGUAAUGCGGCGGUGGAGGCGGCGAAAGCGGCUACCGGGGGGAGCGAGAGUUGGCCGACAAAGGGGAAUGAUGAGGGGUCGGUGCAGUUGCCGUUUGCUACGUUGGAGGAUGCACUUAAGACGGUUCCGACGAAAAUCGGGUUCAACGUCGAAGUCAAGUACCCAAACCUCCAGGAAGCGGAACAAGACGAAUUGCAGAACGCGGAGAUCAAUGUGUUCUGUGACCGAAUCUUGGAUGUUAUUUUUUCGUUUGCUGGGGAUCGGAACAUUUAUUUCUCGUCGUUCCAUCCGGAAGUUUGUUGGAUGCUUAGCAUGAAGCAGAACCACUACCCAGUCUUCUUCCUAACCGAAGGCGGGACGAUGACAACCACCGACAUCCGCUGUAACUCCCUCGUCGAAGCGGUGCGUUUCGCCUCCCGCGCCGGGUGCCUCGGCAUCGUCACGCACGUCGGGCCCAUCCUCGAAGCGCCGGCGUUGAUUCGCGCGAUCAGGGAGAGCGGGUUGUUGCUGUUUACGUAUGGCGGGAUGAACAAUGAGGUGGGGAAUGUGGAGGUGCAGAGGAACUAUGGGGUUGAUGCGGUUAUUGUGGAUAAGGUCAAGAGGGUGUUUAAGGCGUUGAGUGGGGGUGGGAGUGAGGGACAGCGGGGGUAGGAUAGAGGACUUUUGAUGGAGGUUUUUUUUUUUUUUUGAGGCGGAGAGGAGUAGGAUGAUGCAUGUAGGAAGGGGAGAAGGAGCGACGUUUUUUUGAGUAGAUUCGUGUACUUUCUUUUUGUUUGCAAACGGACGG
Fimicolochytrium jonesii is the source of this 3695-nucleotide messenger RNA. Its product is annotated as Glycerophosphoryl diester phosphodiesterase family-domain-containing protein. The coding region runs from base 236 to 3559 and encodes 1107 amino acids. Gene Ontology annotation, molecular function: glycerophosphocholine phosphodiesterase activity; protein binding. The transcript is spliced from 16 exons. Lineage: Eukaryota; Fungi; Chytridiomycota; Chytridiomycetes; Spizellomycetales; Powellomycetaceae. The record is from RefSeq and is a predicted model, not a curated record. Gene Ontology annotation, biological process: glycerophospholipid catabolic process.